GAAAGACACCAAUAGAAUAGCAUUGUUGGCGGAACACGAGAGUGCAAGUUACUAGUAGUAUAAGUUAACAAGAAAUACCUUCACCAAAGCACUUGCUUCUUUCACAUGGAGCAGAGAAAAAGCAUAUGGUCUCCCGUCACAGAUCCAAGAAGUGGUUUCAACCGGGAAUCCAGAACUUUCCACAGCCUCAAGCCCCCUCUCCGUCUCCCUCCCCCCAACGCCGCCGUCUCCGCAGCCGCCUUCGCCCUCUUCCUCCGCCGCAACUCGCAGUUCCCGGACUCCUCCACCGCCUUUAUCGACUCUGCCACCGGCCACCGCCUCUCCUACGGCGAGCUCCUCCACCGCGCCAAAACCCUAGCCUCGAAUCUCGCCACAAUCCUCAAACUCACCAAAGGCGACACAGCGCUCGUUCUCUCACCAAAUAUUCUCCAAGUUCCGAUCCUCUGCUUCGCGCUUCUUUCUCUCGGCGUGGUCGUCUCCCCCGCGAACCCUCUCUCCACGCGCUCCGAGCUCACGCGCUUCUUCAACAUCAGCAACCCCUCAAUUGUCUUCACAGUAACCUCCGUCGUUGAAAAAACACGCGAGUUUCAAGUGAAAACCGUGCUCCUGGACUCUCCCGAGUUCGACACGCUCACGAAGUCUCAGAUUCACACAAAAUACAUCCAAGAGUGUGAUUCUCAUCAGAGGGGACUCGUGUCAAACAUGCAAGUGACUCAGUCCGACGUGGCAGCGAUUCUAUACUCCUCGGGAACCACGGGAACGAUAAAGGGUGUGAUGCUCACGCACCGUAACUUAACCGCGAUCGCCGCGGGAUACGAUACCGUUCGGGAGAAGCGGAAGGAGCCAGCGGUGGUGCUCUAUACGGUGCCGUUUUUCCACGUGUACGGGUUCACGUUCAGCUUGGGGGCGAUGGUGCUGUCGGAGACGGUGGUGAUCAUGGAGAGGUUCAGCAUGAAGGCGAUGCUGAGCGCCGUGGAGAGGUUCCGGGUGACGCACGCUACGAUGGUGCCGGCGCUGGUGGUGGCUAUGACGAAAGACUGCGUCAUCGCCGGCUACGAUUUGACGUCGCUGGAAGGGAUCGUUUGCGGCGGAUCUCCGCUGAGGAAAGAAACCGAUGAGGCAUUCAAAGCUAAGUUCCCCAACGUCCUCGUCAUGCAGGGAUACGGUUUAACUGAGUCUGCAGUUACCCGAACCACUCCAGAGGAGGCAAAUCAGGUGGGAGCAACAGGUAAACUGAUACCAAAUAUAGAAGCCAAAAUUGUGAACCCAGAAACAGGGGAAGCCAUGUUUCCCGGUGAACAAGGAGAACUCUGGAUCAGAGGACCUUAUGUUAUGAAAGGUUAUUCUGGUGACCCAAAAGCAACUUCAGCAACUUUGGUGGAUGGGUGGUUAAGGACUGGGGACCUCUGUUAUUUUGAUAGCAAAGGUUUCUUGUAUGUUGUAGAUAGGUUGAAAGAGUUGAUUAAAUACAAGGGCUACCAGGUUGCUCCGGCAGAGCUAGAAGAGUUACUCCUAUCUCAUUCAGAGAUAAAUGAUGCUGCAGUUAUUCCAUACCCUGAUGAAGUAGCAGGCCAAGUGCCCAUGGCGUUUGUGGUGAGACAACCUCAAAGUUCCCUUGGCGCAGCAGAAGUUAUUGAUUUUGUUGCCAAACAGGUUUCACCGUACAAGAAAAUAAGGCGUGUAGCAUUUGUUAAUUCCAUACCCAAGAAUGCUGCGGGAAAGAUACUGAGGAAGGACUUAAAACUGGCGCUCUCUAGGUUGUAAUAUGCUUCAUUUUCGUUUUAUAAGUGGUGUUUGAUUUAGUCUUUUGCUCCAAAUGAAAAAAAAAAAGAAGAAGCAAUGCGUGUGUUCAGUUUAAGAAUUUAUAUGUAAUGAAAGACCUUCUUUUGUAAAAUAGAUCUUGAACUUUAUCAAAUGAUGUAGUAUAGUAACUUCUCAUCACAUC
Messenger RNA from Glycine soja, 1945 nucleotides. RefSeq names its product 4-coumarate--CoA ligase-like 9. NCBI's taxonomy places the organism in Eukaryota, Viridiplantae, Streptophyta, Magnoliopsida, Fabales, Fabaceae. Gene Ontology annotation, molecular function: CoA-ligase activity. The record is from RefSeq and is a predicted model, not a curated record. The transcript has 7 exons. Bases 106 to 1764 code for a protein of 552 amino acids.